This is a messenger RNA of Toxorhynchites rutilus septentrionalis, 2170 nucleotides long. It is a transcript of the gene spag, whose product is annotated as RNA polymerase II-associated protein 3. The transcript has 6 exons. NCBI's taxonomy places the organism in Eukaryota, Metazoa, Arthropoda, Insecta, Diptera, Culicidae. The coding region runs from base 116 to 2065 and encodes 649 amino acids. The record is from RefSeq and is a predicted model, not a curated record. Gene Ontology annotation, molecular function: protein binding.
CUGUUUAUAUUACUGUCAUUUUGCAGUCUGUCCUCAUCAAAACAGUGAAGCUACCAAUUCGUGAAUUUUCCGUGGCAAGAUACGAAAUAAAAUCAAACCAAUUUUGUGAAAUACCAUGUCGAAAGCAAUUAUGAACCAAUUAGAAGUGAAGACGAAGUGUGAACAACUGCAACAAUCGCUGAAGGAUCUCUACGAAUGGGAGCAGGAGAUGAAGCAGAAAGAGACUGAAAAACGCCAGCAGAAAAUUAAGGACGAGUUAUCGCCUCCUGUUAGGAGCCAACUGGAUGAAAUGCACAAAUUCAUAAAUGAUCAACUGAAGAGCGAAAACACCCAAAAUGAAGACGAUUUGAAUAAUAAACUGCAAGAGGCAAAAUAUUACUAUGAAUCCGGCAAUAAUUUUUGUGGACGAACAAAGGAAUGUGAAAAUCCUGAAUUACACAAAGAGAAAUAUUUGAAUGCAAUUGAUAUGUACACGAAGGCAAUUGAUUUGAAUAGUGAGGAUCCUAAUUAUCAUAUAAAUCGGGCAAAUUGUUACUUUGCUUUGGAAAGAUAUGGAGAUUGCAUUUCGGAUUGCAAUGCUGCCAUAAAGUUGGACCCGACAUGUACUGGUUCUUAUUAUCGUAGAAUGAAGGCUUUUGAAUAUUUGGGAGACAACGAAAUGGCAUUUUCAGACUGCCAAAAAAUAUUAACACUUUCUAAUGAUGCGAAGGAAAUUAGUAAAAUUAAAAACGACAUAGACAGGAUUGGAAAACGAUUGAAGCAUAAAGCUGAUACACACAAAGAACAAGGCAAUAGACAUUUGAGUGACAAAGAUUACGAGAAGGCCAUUGAAUCUUUUACGAUGGCAAUAUCUUGUUUUGGAAAUGAAGCGAUUUAUUAUCACAACCGCAGUUUGUGUCAUUUUCACUUGAAAAAUUAUGAAAGUUGCUUCGAAGAUUGUAAUAAAGCAAUAGAAACAAAUAGGGAAUACUUUCGUCCCUAUUACCAGCGGAUGCGUGUGCAUGAGAUACGUGGAGAAUAUUCCGAUGCAAUUGAAGAUUGCAAAAAAUUCCUUGAAUUGGUUGGAAAUGAAAAACAGCGAUUAACUGCCAGCAAAGAUCUAGAACGGCUUAAUCGUUUAUUGGAGCGGACACAAAGGCUGAAGCCCUGUAACUGGAGUGAAUUGCGGAAAAAUGCGACAGGUAUCAGUUUCAUUCAAAAACCACCACAUUUACGUUCAAAGAAACCUUUGAAACGGGUUACGAUCUCGGAAGUUACAUCUGUUGAUGAUCCAAAAGCAGACCCUUCAGGUUACGUCAUAGCAUCCAAUUACGAGGCCAUCCCGGAUUCAGUUAUCGAUAAAAUGUUCAAUAAUAACACUGGAGAACGAACGAUUGAGCCGAAAGAAGAGAAUCAACUUGAAAAUCUUUUCCCAUCAUCCUCAUUGAUGUCGAACAAAUUAAUGAAGUUAUUCGCUCCUCCAUCGCCUCCUGCUAUUGCUUCGGAAGUUUCAAUGACUGAAAAAAAUGCUGACACUGUUGAAGCUUAUACUCGUGUUCCCGCUUUGGAGGAAAAUAUUUUUGAGGAUACCCUUACAAUGCCAAACCAAUCCGAAGUGAAGCAAGUGAAGGAAAAGUUAAACCAAGAAAACUGUACGUUCCACGCUGCUGAAAUACCAAGCGAAAUAAAAACCAGUGGUCAUAACGACAUCGAAGAUUCACUUACUUCCAUACCGUCAACUAGUGUGAAAUUCUAUCAUACCUGGUUAAACAUCAAAUCAGAAGAUGUAAAGUUCACUUACCUAAAGAGACUGCAAAAUGCUCAACUACAUAAGCUUCUGGGAGCAAAUCUAUCAUGUGAAAUGCUUUCGGAAAUCCUACGAGUACUUGAAAGAAACUGUGCUAGAGACAAUUAUUCUCCGCUGUGGAUUCUGGAUGAAAUAACGAAAAAUUCUGAAGCAGGCCUUCUCAUAUUAAUGCUAACCCAAGAAGAAAGAAAUAUUCUUGGGAAGCUCUUCGAUCUCCUGGAUACGCUGGGCGAGAACAAGGAGUAUGUAGGAGAAAUUCGGAGGAGAUUUGCGGUUUAAUCUCUACGUAUGUAAGUUACUUACUUUUGAAUAGAAUAACAUGCAUUCAUUUAAUUUUUUCGUGGAGCUGAACGAUGCAAAUUAUAUUAUAAAGAUACUGUGCAA